Molecule: messenger RNA, 5056 nt
Organism: Phyllostomus discolor (pale spear-nosed bat)
Lineage: Eukaryota; Metazoa; Chordata; Mammalia; Chiroptera; Phyllostomidae
Product: E3 ubiquitin-protein ligase TRIM22-like
Exons: 8
Coding region: 246-1691 (481 amino acids)
Molecular function (GO): protein binding; zinc ion binding
Source: RefSeq, a predicted model, not a curated record
UUUCUCACUCUUUUCCUGUGGGGAGCUCCUCUAUGGAGACGUGAUCUCUGACUUGGUGAGUAAAUGUUGAGCAGGCCUACAGCUGAUCUUCUCCACUGUUUCAGGACAACUGUAUUUCUCCUGAAGUGUCCUUUCUCUUCCUGCUGUUCUUUUCCUGCCCCCUUUGGUAUCACCAGCCCCGCAGGAGCUUAUGAGCAAGAAGAGCCUCUGGAGUCAGGACAGGAAAAAGUCAGAAGAGGUUGGUCAUGGAUUUUUCAUCACAAGAGAGCAUAAAUGCAGUGACCUGCCCUAUCUGCCAGGAGCUCCUGACAGAACCCAUGAGCUUGGACUGUGGCCACAGCUUCUGCCAAGCCUGUAUCACUGCAGAGAGUGAAUCAGGGAGUCCCCUAGGAUUGGAAUGCUGUUGUCCUGUUUGCCAGAGCAGAUACCAGCCUUGGAACCUCCAGUUUAAUUGGCAGCUGGCAGAGAGAGUGAAUAAAUUCAGGGGUGUGGAUCUGAAUUCACACAAGCCAAGGAGGAGAGAUCUCUGUGAACACCAUGGGGAAAAUUAUGAUAUUUUCUGUAAGGAUGAUGAGAAGGCUAUUUGCAGGCUUUGUGUCCAGGAGCACCAAGGUCACCAAAUGUCUCCCAUCGUGGAGGUGGUCAAGGAAUAUCAGGAGAAGCUCCAGGAAGCUCUGAAGAAGCUGUCACAGGAGCAGCAGGAAGCUGAGCAAUUGGAAGCUGACAUCAAUGAAGAGAGAAUUACCUGGGUGAAACUUAUACAGACAGAGAGAGAGAGGAUUCUGCAAGGGUUUGAGCAAAUGAGAGGCAUCCUGGACAAAGAGGAGCAGAGGGAGCUGCAAAAGCUGGAGGAAGAUGAAGUGAAUGUGAAUGAGCUCACCUCAGAUCUCCAGCCUCAUAUGCCUGAAUCUGUAGAGGCUAUAGACAUGCCUCAGGAUGUGAUUAACGUCUUAAGAAGGACUGAGAUUGACACCUUGAACAAGCCAAAAAUUGUUUCCAACAAAGCGAAGAGUGCAUUCCGAUUUUCAGAUCUCACUGGGAUGCUGCAAAUGUUUAAAGAGCUGACAGAAGUCCAAAGCUACUGGGUGGACUUGAUGCUGAAUCCACUCGAUGCUGUUUCGAAUGUUGUGAUUUCUGCGGAUCAGAGACAAGUGACAGUUGGGCAACAUUCUAUGUCUAGUAAUGUAUAUCCAUGUAAUCCAUGUAAUUUUUCUGCUUUUGAUGUUGUGGGCAACCAACAUUUCUCUUCGGGGAAAUAUUACUGGGAAGUUGAUGUGUCUGGGAAGAUUGCCUGGAUCCUGGGGGUAUACAGUACAGCAAGUAACCUCAACAGAAAAAAAAGCUCUGGGUUUGUUUUUAACCCAAAUGUAAAUGAUUCAAAUGCUUACUCCAGGUUCAGACCUGAAAAUGGCUUCUGGGUUAUAGGCUUACAGAAUGAAUCUGAGUACACUGCCUUUGAGGACUCUCCCACCUCAGAUCCCAAGGUCCUGACUCUUUACAUGGCUGUUCCUCCCCAUCGAGUUGGGGUUUUCCUAGACUACGAAGCAGGCACUGUCUCAUUUUUUAAUGUCACAAACCAAGGGUCACUCAUCUACAAGUUCUCUAAAUGUCAGUUUUCUCAGACAGCUUAUCCAUAUUUCAAUCCUUGGAACUGUCCAGUUCCCAUGACCCUGUGCCCACCUGGCUCCUGAGCCCUCUCCUUCCCUCACCCACUCCUGCAUAGCAACUUGUCCUGGGGCUCACCUCCUGCCCCUGAACUCACUGCUGCAUUCACACCAUCUGUUCUUUGCUGUCUACCUUCUUCAGAACUCUUAGUCAUUUUGGGGAUUUGCAGUUUCUAAUGUAAGUUAGACGGGAAGCUUAUUUGCUCAUUUACCAUUUUCUGUAUUCUCAGUGAGAGACAUCUAAUCCCUCCUAAAGACAGGGCAGUAUUGGUGUAACAUCUCUGAACUCCCAUUUCUCCAUAUUUUUGUUUAUCACUGAUCUGAAGAGACAUGAAUCACCAGUGUCCACCAACCAUGAUCUCAGGACAACACACAAUCAGCCCACCCACCCUCAUCAACUAAGGAGUAUCUGAGUGUGUGUCUGUGUGUUGCCCAGCAUGCAGCAGCAGGCUGUUCAGAGGGCUGAGAAAAAAAAAAAACUAAAAACAAAAAUAAUAUAUGUAUCCAGAAUAAAAACUUUAUGUUCCAAAUUUCUUAGUUCAAAUCCUGUCUCUUGUCACAAAUGGUGUGUAACAAUCAAUAAAUUUUUGUUUCUUCUCAUAAAAUACAAAUUGUAAUUUAAACUAUACCUAACCUUGAAGAUGGCUGUGUAAAACUAACCUCCCCUGAAUGUAAAGCUCCUAUAUAUGUGUCCAGCACAAUUAUAGUAAAUAUUUGCUGUAAUGUCACUGAGAAGCAUAAGCUGAGGUAACCUGUGCAACAGGUCUGUGCUCUUCAGAGGAGCAGUAAGUACUUCUGUAGCAGCCUCAUUUGUCAGGUUCCAGGUUCUGCUGUCAAGACUAGUCCAGUCCCAGUCUUCAGCUAGAGACCUUUUUACACCCAGACUGGGACUGUGUUAAGGCCCUUUCUUGGAAAUGGGUCAGAAAAUGCAAAGUAUGAGUUUCUAAGACCCGUCUAGCAGAGGAAACCAUGUUUGAGGACAGCUAUUCUUUUAGGGGCAGGCUUUUGGUUUUCAGGACUUUUUCUUACAGUGAAACAUCUGAGUAUAACACCCUAUAGACCAUCCCAUGCACUUUUCUCUUCCUUACUUUUAAAAGCAGUUUCAAAUUAUGUUGAGGAAUAGAUUUGUCCAGGAUAGGAAAGGAACAAACUUUUCUUAGGAAAGCACACAUUAUAAAUGAGGACCAGCUACUGCACAGAACCCACAUCAACAUGUAGAAGAGUAAUUAUUUAUCCCAGUGGGAUAAAAAAGAUGGUACUUGUCUGGGAAAAAUGUGUCCAUGUAAAUUUAUACUUGUACACACAUAUAUAUACAACACAUGGCUAUAUACAUUAUUGUAUAUACAUAUAAAUAUAUAGGGAGUACCUUAAUCUAAGUUAAUUUUUUAAAACAUCGUAAAAGAAAUAAUUCUUUAUCAGGGAGUUAAAAAAUUUACAAACUUAAGAGGUAUGUUCAAAUAUUCUAUAGCUAAUGAGUGGAGGAGCCAAGUUUGGAACCAGAUCUGUGUUUCUCCAGCACAGGUACCCUUUCUGCUGUUAACUCCUUAGGAAAGGUAAGAGCCAAAUUCCCUAGGAUGUGGAGUGGAAGGGAAAACCCAGGAGAUGCUGAUUUAUAGAAGGAGCUUGGAGAAUCAUGGGAAAAUCUUAGGGGCAAAGAAUAUUGAUUGUCGUGUUCAAUCCACAUAGCCAUUAAUAAAGCAGGGGCUGCUCAGUAUAAGUACCGUUGAAUACUUAAUGACCAGGGUGCUCAUGCAUGUGACACGUUGUAGAGCGAACACUGUACACAGUUGACCCUUGACUUUGAAAUCUGGUGAAACUUCAUAAUCAUACUGAUAUUGCUACUCACUGGUCUAUAUCAAAUUAAAAUAAAUUGGAUUCAGUACCUCAUUAGAAAUAAAAAAAAUACUAAGAAUAACAAUUGAAGGUCAGGGGGAUUGAAAUAUAGAAUGUUUGCACCAAUUUCUCAUUUGCUAGCAUAUACACACUGGUCCAGAUUGGUGUCAAUUUUUUCGCUCUGUAAUUUGAAAUAGUGACUGUUAAAAUUAAUAUUAAUCUACUUCAAAUUGUAAUGAUUUUGUAAUGCUUUGAAAUAGAAUAACUUGAUUAAAGAAGUACAUCAUUUUAAUCUCAUCUCUUUGCAUAAAAAUAUAUAUAUUUUAAAUUUUCUAAUAUAUUUUAACUUACACUUUUCUUGUGUACAGUGCAUUCCAGAUUGUAUAUAAUUGCUUUUCUCAAAACAUUCUAUGUGAAUUUACUAUUUAAUAUCUGCUAUCAAUCACAUUGCCUUUUUUAUUGUGGUAAAAAACACUUAAUGUGGGAUGUAACCACUUACAUUUUAAGUCAUUGCAGUUCACCAAGUUUAAAGUUUCAGUUAGGCAAAAUUAAUACAUUCUACAAAGCUACUAAUAACAUUUUGCCUGUAGUUACCUUUACUUAUUGUACAUUUAGUAAUUAUUUUUUAUUAUUAAAUAAACUUUUAUGUUUUGUAUCUACCUUCUCUUUUAUUUGAAGUACUGGAAUAGUUUUUUUUUUAAUCUAAGUGAAUACACUAGAUAUAUGUUGAUUUGUCAUUCUUUUCUAAUUACAUAGUAAUUCUCUUUUCUAAUGAAAGCCUUUUCUCUGUUUGUCCAGAUAUAUGUCCAUGUUUCAGGUGUUGAUUCCCAGAAUGACUUACAGUGAUAGAGGCAGGGUCAGAGGCUCUGUAUGGGCUCCCUCAGCAAUGACAUAUGAAGGUCAAUGUUUCCUUUUCCUGGUUAACCUCACUCUUUCCAGGGAGCUGAAAGGCUUAACUUGUCCUCAGGAGUGAGAAAAGCACAGGAGUGAGUAUUCCUGCAGCACGGGGUGUUGUCAUCAUAUUUUUGGCAUUUCAGUUCCCAUGAUUCCCAACCUACUUAUUAGGCAAGAGAAGUAGAAAUAAUGGGCUACUUGUCUAGUGGAUGCUCUGAUCCCUGUCUUAAAAGAAGCUUUUUAGUUCUCAUUUCUAGAAGAAAUGUGGGAAGUGGGAGAGGGAUUCAAAGACAGAUAAUAGAUAUGUCCAGUCUCUCUCUUUCCCUCUCCCUCUCUCUUCCUCACUCUCUCUGUCUCUCUCAACACACAUACACACAGCCACACAAUCCUCUCUCAUAGACAGUGGGGGAAACUGAUUCUUAUUUAUAGUUCCUUUGACCUCUACUUUCCUGUCAUCCUGUUGCCACAAUGGCUGAAGCUUUAACUCAUGAAGAAGCACCUGUACACUGUGGAUUUAUACAGCAAGUAUCUCUCCAAGGAUACUCAUGGCUUUGUGUUCCCUGGAAUGUCCAGGUUUCCAGUUCAAAUGUGAAACAACUUACAGAAAAAGCACCUGAGUUAUCAAACACAAAGGAAAAGUUGUUCACACUAAGACAGCUUUAAAA